Messenger RNA from Manihot esculenta (cassava), 3251 nucleotides. RefSeq lists its product as uncharacterized. The record is from RefSeq and is a predicted model, not a curated record. The coding region runs from base 172 to 2292 and encodes 706 amino acids. The transcript has 15 exons. Lineage: Eukaryota; Viridiplantae; Streptophyta; Magnoliopsida; Malpighiales; Euphorbiaceae.
AUUUGAGACAAACAAAAAUUAGUGAAAUAUAAUAUUAAUUUGCGUUGCCGUCACCUUCCUUUGCUCUCAAACCAAACGUGGCCUUAUAAUAGUGAACUAGUGUUCAGUGCACUGUCUUAGAAGUAUAACGUCCCUUAUCCCAGCAGCUCCAACUGCUCUUCUUCUCAGACCAUGUCGCUUCUUCAUUUUAAACUCUUCCCUCUCUCUCUACCCUAUCCAAAUCCCCACCCAGUUCUCCCUUAUCUUUACUCGAGGCUCCGCUAUCACUGUCCCCAAACGCUCCAAAUCCUCUGCGCCGCGAAGCGAACCGGGAAGCAGAGGUACCCAUCCGAGAAGAGGAAGCUCAAAUUGAAGCGUAAAGAAGCAAGUUCCGAUGUCAAGAACAAGUUUGACGGAAUCUGGAGACUUUCCAAGCUCGCUGUUUCAGUCCAAAAUGACCCUGGCAAGGACUUUCUCGGCGUAUCCGAUGGUUUGCUUCAAGAGAUUGCUAAAGCAAUAAAGUUUCCGGUUGCUUCUAUGCUUCCACCAGAAGCAUUUACCGUCAUUAGGAAAUCUUUCGACGCCAGGAAGAUGUUAAAGGAACCCAGAUUUGUAUAUACUGUGGAUAUGGAUGCUAGUCAACUUAUUAGUCUAGAGCCUCGUACUCGGGACUUCAUCUCUGAUUUAGAGCCUAGAGUUGGAUUUGUAGAAUAUAGACCUCGAGGAGGAGCUUCAGGUGAUUUGCUCAGCAUAAUACACAAUUCUAACGGGGCUGAUAAACAAAAAUCAUCCACAGAAGGUGGAAAUAGCAUCGGUGCCAGCUUUGUAGACACAUACAAGAACCCAACAAUUAAAAAGCCAAAAAUUGCAGUAGUAGGGGGUGGUCCAUCUGGGUUGUUUGCAACUCUUGUACUUGCAGAACUUGGUGCAGAUGUUACCUUAAUAGAAAGAGGUCAACCAGUUGAACGAAGGGGGCGAGACAUUGGUGCUUUGAUGGUUCGGCGAAUUUUGGAAUCAGAAAGCAACUUUUGCUUUGGGGAGGGUGGUGCAGGUACUUGGAGUGACGGAAAGCUAGUAACUAGAAUUGGAAGGAACAGUGACAGUGUUUUGGCAGUUAUGAAAACAUUAGUUCACUUUGGUGCUCCAAAAAAUAUUUUAAUUAAUGGGAAGCCUCAUCUGGGAACAGAUAGGUUGGUUCCCUUACUCCGCAACUUUCGGCAACAUCUACAAAGGCUGGGUGUUUCUAUAAAGUUUGGCACAAGGGUAGAUGAUCUAAUGAUAGAGAAUGGACAUGUUGUUGGGAUAAAAGUUUCUGAUUCAAAUGACAGAUUGCAGCAUGGAGGCCGGAAGUUGGGAUAUGAUGGAGUGAUUCUGGCAGUGGGGCAUUCUGCACGUGAUAUAUAUGAAAUGCUUCUUUCUCAUAAUUUUCACUUGGUCCCCAAAGAUUUUGCUGUUGGUUUGCGAAUUGAGCACCCUCAAGAACUAAUAAACAGCAUACAGUAUUCCAGCUUGGCUGCUGAGGUUCAUAGAGGACGUGGAAAGGUACCAGUAGCAGAUUACAAGAUUGCUAGUUAUGUUAGUGAAGAAGAUGUGGAAUCAUCAGCAAAUUUAGAGCCUAAAACUCGUAGUUGCUAUUCCUUCUGUAUGUGUCCUGGUGGACAGGUUGUUCUUACAAGUACAGACCCAUCCGAACUCUGCAUCAAUGGCAUGUCAUUUUCUCGUCGUGACUCUAAGUGGGCAAAUGCUGCACUUGUUGUCACUGUCUCAACGCAGGAUUUUGAAGCAUUGAACUUCCAGGGGCCACUUGCAGGAGUUGAAUUCCAGAGGGAAUUUGAACGAAGAGCAGCUGUAAUGGGAGGUGGAAACUUUGUGGUUCCUGCACAGAUAGUUACUGAUUUUCUUGAAAACAAGUUGUCAGAAAAAUCCUUGCCGCCAUCAAGCUAUAGGUUAGGAGUAAUGGCAGCAAAUCUCCAUGAGCUGUUUCCUGCUCGCAUAACGGAUGCGUUGCAGUAUUCAAUCUCAAUGUUUGACAAAGAGUUACCUGGAUUUAUCUCUAACAAGGCCCUUCUUCAUGGCGCAGAGACUAGAACCAGCUCCCCCGUUCAGAUUCUUAGGAAUACUGACACUUACGAGAGCACAUCUUUGAAAGGGCUCUACCCAAUUGGUGAAGGAGCAGGUUAUGCUGGUGGGAUUAUAAGCGCAGCAGUUGAUGGCAUGCAUGCAGGAUUUGCCGUGGCAAAAAACUUUGAUCUGCUUCUCAAUGACAUAGAAUUUUUGGGGAAGGCUCAGAGCGUUGGAUUUGUCAAGUACUAGGAAACAGUUAUUGGUGUUACACUGAUACAAGUUCUGAUUAUGUAUCUAGUAGUUCAAAAAACCCGAGGAGGAGCAAUCUUUAUGUGAAAUUUAUUUGAAAAGCAACCUUGCUUUUAUAUCUGCUCUAACGGUACGUGGUUGGAAGAGUUAAUUCGAGUUCGAGGAUAAUAUGAGAUAGUUCUUCAAGUCUGUCAUCUGUAAGGUAUCACUCUGUAUUGCUGGUCAUUUUGACGCUGAUUGAUGCAUUUUUGCCCGAGUGUCAUCCUCCAAUUGGUUCCUAGGAGCCAUUAAAGAGCAGCAGAGGGAUAAAUGAAGACUCAGAGCCUUAGCGCAGUUGUCUGCUUUGAAGGAGUCCUGCCACCAGCGUGAUGAGGCCAGAGCUCAGCGCGGCGAGGCUUUAGUCCAUGUUGUUGUCCCCCAACAAGAGCUUAAUAAACACAUCGAGGACCUGAAAGGCAUGACUUCCGCAGCGGAGGAGUCUUACAUUCAAUAACAAGAACUUCAUCGAGAGGUUUUUGUCCUGGAGGAGAGGUGUUCUUCAUUGCUAAGGGAUGUACGGGCUGCAGAGGAUAGGGUUCAGCAGGCAUGUGAAGAGCAUUUGCAGGAGUAUAAGAACUCGGCAAAGCUGAAGGACCAAAUCUAGCAAGCCUGUGAAGCGCGGCUAGAAGAGUAUAAAGCUUCUGCGGAGAUGAAGGAAAAUAUAUACAAUGAGGCCUUCCGCAUAUUUGCUUUCGGGUAUAAUCAAGACCUUCAAGCAGCUAGGAAUGCCCCCUCCACUCUGUUGGCAUACCUGCGAGUCCCUGAAAUGGACUCUGACGGUGAGGAAGUAUGCUAUGGAGAGAAUGACAACCAUUUGCCCAAAAAUGCUUUUUGUUUGCCUUCUGGACCUCGAGGGGAGAAUAUUGUAGAUAACCCUGUAAAUGAGUUAGUUAGUUCUGUCUCCUCUUUCCCUACUGCCU